CCCACUUGCAGGCAAUCGUGAAAGUGGAUUGGAAGUGCAUUCAUCUGCACGUGCGGAAGGAGCCCAAUUGGGUGGGUCGUUUUGUGAGACGCUGGACAAUCUUUUUCUGCUCUGCUUUUGCACUUCGCUGGGAGAACUGUUGCGUUGACAAGCUGCUUGCAAAAGUCGAAAUGAAUGAGCGCGUCUGCAGGAUUGGGGGCUUAUGCGGAGAGAGAGAAAAAGAUGUUUAAGCAGCUGCGCACCUUUAACUGGGAGCCAGAGGCAUGAUUGCUCUUCUAUAAGUGUCAGACUCGUCUUCUCUCCCAUUUAUUCUAAACUGUACCGAGCAGUGAAAGGGUGAAAAAGGAGUUGCUGGUUGGUGCAGUCAUAACUGAAAGGCAGAAAGGAGAGAGGAUGGAGCCAAGAUCCACAAAACCAAAGUGCGCCCGGAGGACACUGUUUGGCCCCGUGGAUCCCAGUCAGCUGCAACAGGACUUCCAGCGCAUGCUGUGUACAAGCAUGGAGAAGGCCAGGCAAAAAUGGAACUUUGAUUUCUUGCGAGAGGUGCCCGCAGAAGGCCGGCUGCAGUGGGAAGAGCUGCAGGAACAGGAAGUCCCCGCUUUUUACCGCACUUGUGUGGUAGGAGGGGCCCGUAAGCCCCUGCAGCCUGUGAACUGGACAGUACCCCAGGAAGCCCAAGCUCACCACACAGUGAAACUGGUAGAGAACGCCUUGCCUUUCAAGAAGACGGAAGGGGGAAAGAGUCAGGCAAAAAAGAAGCGGAGGCAGAUGUGUUUGACUGAUUAUUAUGCCACAAAGAAGCGAGUCAGAAUGGAAAUGCAAACUCCUGAAAAGAAACUGCCUUCUAGAAUGCAACGUGGUGGAAUGAGUCUGAUCUAGAUUUUUUUUAAAAAAGGAUCUGCCUGGUUUAUGCAACAUAUUGCAGUUGUGUAUUCCGGCAAAAACAGAACGACACGUUCAACAAAACUGGAAUGGGCAUGUUGAGAACACUGAUAGUUCCUUAUAGGGACG
Messenger RNA from Sphaerodactylus townsendi, 1011 nucleotides. Its product is annotated as cyclin-dependent kinase inhibitor 1-like. Gene Ontology annotation, biological process: regulation of mitotic cell cycle; signal transduction by p53 class mediator. The record is from RefSeq and is a predicted model, not a curated record. Gene Ontology annotation, molecular function: cyclin-dependent protein serine/threonine kinase inhibitor activity. Lineage: Eukaryota; Metazoa; Chordata; Lepidosauria; Squamata; Sphaerodactylidae. Bases 394 to 879 code for a protein of 161 amino acids. The transcript has 3 exons. Gene Ontology annotation, cellular component: nucleus.